ACAUGACGCGACUCUGCGGUGAGCACAGCUUCAUGGACUGCAGCGACAACGACUCGCAACGCAUCGUGGGCGCGUAUCUGACGGUGACGGUGAAGCUGAUCGAGUACUCGUACCCUCGCAAGGACGUCGUCUUCGACUGCAAGUUCGUCUCGGGCGACGCCGCGUGCGAAGACUUCGACUGCACCGAAUUGUGGCAACCCUCGUACACGCUAGCCUUCGAGACCGUGUGCCACACUUUCGACCUGGCCAGGAACCGCACCGGACAGCACCCUUACUGGAACUGCCCAACGCCUUGGAAGUACAGCAAGUAUCCCUCGACGGCUCUUCGUCUAUUGUUUUCUUUUUUUUGAGCGCAGCUCUUAGGACGUGCGUAGGCGUUGUCCCUUGUAACCGAGCGAAAGCGGAGCGCAGCGGUAGACGAAAGACGGCGAUAGCGAAGGAAGCGCGAACAGGAAAGCGAAGGAGAGAGAGAGAGAGAGAUAGUCUUGAUUGGGGGGUGAACGCCGGGGCUAAGUGCAGCGCGGUAACUGUCUCUCAAUAGAGGACACCUCAACCGCACUGCACAAGGGGGAAGGGAAAGAAAGGAGGUGCGUGCAGCGGGAACAUGACACGGAAAGCGGAGGAGGAGGGUAUUACGAGGCACGCCGUAGUGGAGGACUCCGGAUUAAUUUAGCAGUUGACGCCUCAUAGGUAACUCGUUUGGACGGUGGCAAAAUGUUGCGUCAGUCACUGUAAAUGU
Dermacentor andersoni is the source of this 739-nucleotide messenger RNA. RefSeq lists its product as uncharacterized. The record is from RefSeq and is a predicted model, not a curated record. Lineage: Eukaryota; Metazoa; Arthropoda; Arachnida; Ixodida; Ixodidae.